This is a messenger RNA of Racocetra fulgida, 272 nucleotides long. Lineage: Eukaryota; Fungi; Glomeromycota; Glomeromycetes; Diversisporales; Gigasporaceae. The record is from the annotation of a GenBank genome assembly.
CGAAUUAUCCGAUUAAUACCAAUUUAACUAAUCUUAAAAACUAUUUUGCUAAACAUCAUAGAGAUUUGUAUUUAACUGUAAUGAAUAAACAUGAAGAAAAAAGCAAACAAAUUAAAGAAAUUAAUCAUCAAAAAGAAAAAGAAAAAAUUCAAAAGAAUUUACAAAAUUUAACUACUCAAAACAAUGAAACAAGAAUCGUUCAAAAUCUUAAACCUAUUCAAGUUGCUGAAUUUAAUGAAGAAGAUUAUAUAACUGAAGAAGAAAUUGAAGAA